This is a messenger RNA of Striga hermonthica, 1383 nucleotides long. The record is from the annotation of a GenBank genome assembly. NCBI's taxonomy places the organism in Eukaryota, Viridiplantae, Streptophyta, Magnoliopsida, Lamiales, Orobanchaceae.
AUGAACAUCUUCUUCUUCCUCCUCCUCCUCCUCCUCUUCGCCUUUACCGUCUCCGUCUCAUUUUCAUCAGAUCCCCUCCAUUACCAAACCUUCUUCAUCAAACCACUCCCCAAAUUACCCAAAUUCGAAACUCUAUCAUGGGACACCAAACAACUCUCCGAAUCCCUAUCCGAAUCCAACACCACACUCAUCAUCCUCCCCCUGCACAACAUCGACCACCUCUCCCUUGCCUCCAACUACACACGGGAGUCCCUCAUCUUGAAACGCCUUCAUCGAGAUGUCGUCCGUGCCCGAGCCAUGGCCUGCGGGAAACCCCGACAGUUUAGCAGCCCCGUAACCUCCGGCUUACCCCUGGACGAUGGCGGUUACGUUACCCGCCUCGGGGUCGGCACCCCGGCCACAAACUUCUACAUGUCCAUCGACACCGGUAGCGACCUCAGCUGGCUCCAGUGCCUCCCCUGUGACGGCUGCUACCACCAGCACGACCCCUUCUUCGACCCGAGUAAAUCCAAAUCCUUCGCAAGUGUCAACUGUAAGUCCACCCUCUGCAAACUCGCCAACCUAUGCGUCAAAGGCCACAACAAGUGCUCCUACGAGCAAGAGUACGGAGACGGAUCCACCACCGAAGGUGACUUGUCUACCGAGACGUUCACCUUUGGGGAGACCAAAGUGAAGCAAAUCGCCUUCGGCUGCAGCCAUAACAGCAAGGGCAUGUUUGGCGAGGUCGCCGGUAUACUGGGCCUCGGCCAGGGGGUAUUGUCCUUCACGACCCAGGCGGACAUACACGUGUUCUCCUACUGCCUUGUGGAUUGGGAGUCCAAAUCGGCGUCGUCGUAUUUGAUGUUUGGAAACUCGACGGUCUUCAGGAAAACGGUUUUCACGCCGCUGCUGACCAGUUCCGAUCCUAAUCUCGACACCUUUUACUUGGUCGAGUUGCAAGGGAUCUCCGUCAAUGGGACCAGGGUGGCGGGUAUCAAUCAGACGCUCUUCAAGUCCGGCGUGGUUGUGGACUCGGGCACGACCGUGACCCUGUUGCCCCAGCCCGCCUAUAAGGCGCUGAGGAAAGCAUUCAGGGCCGGGACUCGUCACCUGACGCGUGCCAAACAAAUGAGCAUCCUUGACACGUGUUACAAUUUAACGGGGAUGACCAAGGUGAAUGUGCCAACAGUGGUGCUGCACUUCCGAGGCGCCGACGUGUCCCUGACGGCCUCGAAUUGCCUGAUUCCAAUGGAAGAAACCGUAAGGGGCACCUUCUGUUUUGCGUUUGCGGCCACGCCUGAAGGUCUAGGCUUGUCCGUACUUGGUAAUAAUCAGCAAAAGGGCUUCCAAGUCAUGUUCGACCUGGCCAAUAAGAAAAUCGGCUUCACACCCAGUAGUUGUUGA